UUUGCCUUUGCUUUGAAGGAUCCUUUGGUGGUAAACCUCUCCAGCCCAGGACCCUUGACUUCAGCAAUGUUCUUGUUCCUUCACAGCAUGAGGGAGGCUGGAAAAGGGCCUCUUUCUCCCAAAGUGCUGUUCAGCCAGCUUUGUCAAAAGGCUCCUCGAUUUAAGGGGUUCCAGCAGCAGGACAGCCAGGAGCUUCUGCACUAUCUGUUGGAUGCAAUGAGGAUUGAAGAAACAAAGCGUAUACAAACUGGUAUCUUAAAAGCAUUUAAUAAUCCAACUACUAAGACAGCAGAUGAAGAAACCAGAAGAAAAGUCAAAGCAUAUGGAAGAGAGGGUGUGAAGAUGAACUUCAUAGAUAGGAUCUUUGUUGGUGAAUUGACUAGCACUGUCAUGUGUGAGGAAUGUGAAAAUAUUUCGACAGUAAAAGAACCUUUCAUUGAUCUUUCACUUCCUAUAAUAGAGGAGAGGGUUGCAAAACCUGUGCCUUUGGGAAGAACAGCCAAAGGUAAAAGUGUACAAGAGGCAGAUCUUGGUCAGUAUAGCUGUUCUUCUAUCACUGCACUGAAUAAUCAACCUAAAAUUGUCAAGAAACACACUUUAACAAAAGAUAAGAACCAACUGAACCAGGAGAGGCGCCUUGCCAGAACAGCUUCCUCCAAUGAAGAAGAAAGAAGUCCUGUUAUCAUGCAGGAAAAAACCAAAAAGCUUGAGGUGGAAGGUAGCUCUGGUGUCCUGUACUCCAGAGACCCAACUGCAGAUCCUGCUGUCACGGGCAGUCAGACUGAGGGCAGUGAGAAGGAAGCCAGUCGCUCCGAGAGCAGCUUUGAUGCGGACAGUGAAGCCUCGGAAAGCGAAAGCGCUUCUAAGCAGACAGAUUUCAGCCCCUCCAGCAAGGUGUCUGGUGUCAGCACCAACCACCUCAACGUUAGGAAGCCCAGUGACAGCAACGAUGAGGUGAUCUCCACUGCCAUGUCCAAGCUCAGCUUCUGUGAUACUAAAAACGAAGAGAAAAAGUCGAGCCGUGGGGAUCCCACAGUAGGUUUAUCAAAUAAUUCCACGUUCUCUGUCGACAAAUCCUCACUCUCCCAGAAUCCUCAAAAUGCUUUUCAGACACUUUCCCAAAGCUACAUAACUAGCUCGAAGGAAUGUUCUGUUCAGUCCUGCCUUUAUCAGUUCACCUCUGUAGAGCUCCUCAUGGGCAACAACAAGCUUCUGUGUGAGAGCUGCACAGAGAGGAAACAGAAGUAUCAGAAGAAAACCAACUCCACAGACAAAAAAAUGGAAGGUGUCUACACAAAUGCUCGGAAACAGCUGCUGAUUUCUUCUGUUCCUGCUGUUCUUAUUCUCCAUCUGAAAAGAUUCCACCAGGCUGGUUUGAGUCUACGGAAAGUCAACAGGCAUGUGGAUUUCCCACUGAUUUUAGACUUAGCACCAUUUUGUUCUGCAUCUUGUAAGAAUGUUACAGAUGGUGCAAGAGUGUUAUACAGCCUCUAUGGAAUAGUGGAGCACAGUGGGUCCAUGAGAGGUGGUCAUUAUGCAGCAUAUGUGAAAGUCAGGACACCUUCCAAGAAAUUACUAGAGCAUAUUUCUACCACUAAAAAUGUUCUAGGUUUAAAAGAAGCCAUGGGAGCAUCAGGAGGACAGUGGGUAUAUGUCAGUGAUGCCCAUGUUCAGAUGGUUCCAGAAUCAAGAGUACUCAAUGCACAAGCAUAUCUACUUUUUUAUGAAAGAUUAUUCCUAUAAAUCUCAACAGUUUAAUUUCAAAGAUGGUAGUGGCUAUUUAGUUUAUCUUUCAUAAAGCUGCAGUGGUAAGAGUACCUGUAAAUAUUGUGCCUUUAUCUUGUAGAGAAUUUAUCAUACGUUGACUCUGAAGUUCAGUCAAGCUAUUAGAAAUACCUGAAUGGUUCUCUUUAAAGUAUGCACUUUGCCAAACAUUUAAAAUUCCUGGAUUCAUUAAAAUACAGUACCAUUAGAAUGUAAGAUGGUGUAAGGUCUCUGGAAAGUUUGUUCUUUAUUUUAAUGAAGAAAAGCUUUCACCCAUAGCUCUAGAGCAGUUGAGAAUAAAAAUGCUGGUAGUGCCUGGAUUUGCUGGUGUACAGUAACA
This is a messenger RNA of Chaetura pelagica (chimney swift), 2104 nucleotides long. RefSeq names its product ubiquitin specific peptidase 45 (gene USP45). The annotation marks the transcript as partial. The record is from RefSeq and is a predicted model, not a curated record. Gene Ontology annotation, molecular function: cysteine-type deubiquitinase activity. Gene Ontology annotation, biological process: protein deubiquitination. The transcript has 11 exons. NCBI's taxonomy places the organism in Eukaryota, Metazoa, Chordata, Aves, Apodiformes, Apodidae.